This is a messenger RNA of Spodoptera exigua (beet armyworm), 1428 nucleotides long. NCBI's taxonomy places the organism in Eukaryota, Metazoa, Arthropoda, Insecta, Lepidoptera, Noctuidae. The record is from the annotation of a GenBank genome assembly.
AUGAAAAUACUCUAUUCUGUGUUAAUUUCUUUAUACAUUGUUCAUGGAAAAGUAGCGAAUGAUGAGAAGAAGAAAUUUUGUGAUAAUUUGGACUGCGAUGAGAAUGAAGACGCUAAAGUUUGCGGCGUCAAGUAUGUUGAAAACGGAUUAACAGAAUACCAAUUGUUCGAUAAUGAAUGUAAACUGUUGAAGUUUGGGUGCCAAGUUGAUGAUGACCAAACGUUCGGCCUAAUAAAUAUGGAACACUGCAUAUCUUCAGAAGACAAUACAAUUAUUGAACAAAACAAGUUUGUUAACGACUGUCCUGAUUGUUCGGAAUUACCUCAAGACCCGGUAUGUGGCAUUCGACCAGAUGGUAAAGGGUUCAGAGUCAGAACAUUCCAGAGCGAAUGCGAACUUGAAAAAUAUAAUUGUGAGGUCAAAGAAAAUUUUACAAUCACUGAUUACUUUAUUUGUUCAAACAAUCCGAACGCAGAAGGAAAAAACGAAGAACAUAAAAAAGAUAAACUAGAAAUCAUGCUUGAAACAAAUGAAGAUUCUGUUAAUGAAACAAAUAUUGAUCGAGAACUUCCAACGAUGCUUAAAGAAGAUGAUGACAAUAAUACCAAUGCAUUUAAAAAUGUAGUGAUAGUUCGUGGAUCUGUGUUAAAUGGUCGAAACAUCAAUAAGAGUAUUGCAAAUUUCUUUAAAUCUACUCUUAAUCAAGGUAUACCAAUAAGAAGCGUGCUGCCGGGUUACAACGAGAGCACAAGGAAGAGGAUGAUAAAGAUCUUUGGUCCUGUCAAAUUGUACGAACCUCGGGUCGUAAAACCAAAGAUUGUCCACGAAGAUUACUAUCAUCAGCCAACAUUGUCGUCCUGCUUUCAUAAAUGUCCAACGAAAUGCCCGGAUAUCUACAAUCCAGUGUGUGCGAGACAUGGGUUGCAGUCCCGACAGCCAUCCGUCAUGUUCCUGAACCACUGCUACAUGGACGUUGCUCAGUGUAAAGUGUUCUGGGAAGACAAGACUGAGACUGCUCGGUCCUCAGAGGUAUCCCAACAUUUAAAAAUACUGAGGAGUCUUCCUGGACUCUACAGAAUAGCGGAGCUCAGCCCCUUCCCUAUUUCCCUAGAAAGGGGAGACAUUCCUUACUUUAUAAAAAAAGAUCCACCUCGAAUCAUCUUCGUCACCCGCCGAAAGACGUCCACUGAUAAUUCUGAGCCAUUGAAAGACAAGUCGCCACAAGGCCACUUCCAACCAUCACUGAUGCCUCUUCCAACAAGGACAAGGCUACAUGGCAUCCUCAUUCGUGUUCUGUCUUGGCGAUCUGACCACCCAGGUCCAGUUCAUACCGUUCCUCAGAACCUUGCAGUAUAUGGGAAGAAUAAAGAAAAGAAGCAGAUACAGAUACAGAAUCAAGAACUUAAGAUAUUUAAAUCAAAAUUAUAG